AUGCGACUAAGAAACAGACCCCAUGGCCUUAGCCUCGCUAAGAGGCAACCUCAACUCGCCGAUGCUUCUGGAUCAACUUGGUCUUCCGGCGCUGCAACUGGCUACAGCACUGGCCAGUGGUCCGCUGACAGCUCCCUCGCCGGCUCUGGGCAAUGGGCAGGCAGUGGCACAGCAGCAGGAGAUACAUGGGGAGCGGGGACGGCAGCGGGGGCAACAGCAGGUACAGCAGCAGCCGGAACAGCAGCCGGAACAGCAGCCGGAACAGCAGCCGGAACAGCAGCCGGAACAGCAGCCGGAACAACCGCCGGAACAACCGCCGGAACAGCCGCCGGAACAGCCGCCUGGACCGCAGCUGGGACCGCAGCCGGAACAGGCGCGAUAGGAGCGACAGGGCCCGUCGCUGCAGCAGACGGCACCACUGCCGCUGGGACGACUGCUGCUGACAGCACUUGGGCAGGCAGUGCGCAGGGAAGCACCGGGCAAUGGGCAGGCACGGCGGCCACCGACACAACCACACAGGCCACUGCCGACACCGCUGGUACAGGCGCCGGCACAGCGGCAGCAGCAAAAGCACCUGCCGCUGCUCAGGAUAGCACUGCAGCAGGAACAGCCAAUACCUGGGCAGCUGCCCCUGUCGGGGCCGCGGCCACAGGCAAAACAGCCGCAGGAACUGCAAUAACCGAUCCGACUACUGAAUGGAGUGCGGGAGCUGCCAAAGCGAACCCCCCAACAGCUGCCGCCGCUACUUCGAUCUUGGGAGCCACAACAUUCGCAACAGCAGCUAUUCCCACUGCCACCAACCCUUCUAAAGCACUGCCCUCAUCUACCAGCAGCCAAGCCACUGCUACCAGCACCGUGCUUCCACUCGAUUCAGCAAAGCAUGUGGGGACGUCCGGCGGCACCAAAGCGGCCAUCGGUCUCAGCGUGGUCAUCGUCGUCGCCGCCAUGGCAGGCCUCAUUCUGUGGUCGCUGCGUCGGAAGAAGCGCCGCCUCCGCGCUAUCAUCGCCGAAAGCAGGGGGGAGAAGGUGCCCGAUACCCCACGGGCGAGUGACGAGUUCAAGCGAUAUGCAUCCAAGGUCUGCACAGAAGGGGCAAGCGCUAUGCGCGAGGCCGGAGGAAAGAUCAAACAAACCUAUGAAACUAAAGUUCCUGUUCUGUGUCGCCACUUCGAAAAUGCAAAGUACGAGCCAAUCAAGGAGUUCAGUCGAAAGGUGUACUCGACGGGUGUGACCACGCUGCAGAAAGUCGGCGGCGUCGUUCAUUCCAGCUGGGCGGCCAAGGCGCACGUUCCGCGCCCCUAUAGCACAUACAGCACGUACAGUACCAACGGCUUGCAGAACGGCUUGCGCGACCUCCAUAGGCCGUGUCAUCAAAACGAACUCGCUCCUGUUGCGGAGGUUGCUGAAGGCCCUAAUGAAUCAUCGGAAACUUUGGUCGGUGACGUCGGCCGAUUGAAGGAUGCUGCAGUAUCGAACACCCCGAAGCUCGAGACUGGAAAGAUUCCGGAGGCGAAAGUAGCCACGGUGGAAACCGUCACACCCAUCUCUCCUGAAUCCACCUCCGCAGGCAGCAGCCCUUCAGUGUCAAGAAGCCCGACUGUCGACAGGGUAUCGAGGAGCCCGACCGUUGAGAGUCGCACGUACCCCGGCACACCCGACAUCUCCUUUGCCCGAGUAUAUCGCGUCGAGAUGGACUUCAAACCUGUCAGCCCCGAGCAUGUCGAGCUGAAAGAGGGUCAAAAUGCCGUCUUGCAUCUCGUUUACGACGAUGGUUGGGCCCUUGUCAAUGUCCUUGAGACUGCUCAGGAGGGUCUCGUUCCCCGAGCAUGCUUUGGCGCAUAUCCUGUCCGACACCAAGCCCAGUAUAUGGGCAGCAACCUCCAGAUCUCAACCGAUGGAGUCCCGCGGUCGAUCAGCUCCGCCACCCCCACCGAGUACGGCUCCGAUGGAGACAUCGCCCGCUUUUACUCCCAGUGCGCGAGCCCGGAUCUCCCAUCUGCGGCGUCGCUGCACGACACCCUACCACGGCCUCAGCGUCUCAAGUCCCUACCGUCGCUGGCAAGCCUGUUCCGCUCUGCAUCAAGCUUCAAGAGCAUGGACCUUACCGCCCGCUUCACCGCUCCUGGCGGCAGAACGGCCGUGACCUCGCGACGAAAACCACGGAUUUAA
Molecule: messenger RNA, 2169 nt
Organism: Aspergillus homomorphus CBS 101889
Lineage: Eukaryota; Fungi; Ascomycota; Eurotiomycetes; Eurotiales; Aspergillaceae
Exons: 3
Coding region: 1-2169 (722 amino acids)
Molecular function (GO): protein binding
Source: RefSeq, a predicted model, not a curated record